Daphnia pulicaria is the source of this 638-nucleotide messenger RNA. RefSeq names its product mitochondrial import inner membrane translocase subunit Tim13-like. The record is from RefSeq and is a predicted model, not a curated record. NCBI's taxonomy places the organism in Eukaryota, Metazoa, Arthropoda, Branchiopoda, Diplostraca, Daphniidae. Bases 135 to 407 code for a protein of 90 amino acids. The transcript has 4 exons.
GCAUCUGGCAACAUUGACUAGCAGACAGCAUUCUUAAUUCCAUACCCCAUUUCUCUGCAUGUGUCUGUGACUUGUGUGAGUUGUGACUUAGAAGGAAAACUCGGCUUUUUCUACUAAUUUCUGACCUGUCCGUUAUGGAUUCACCUCCAAGCACUGGACGUCUGACUGGAGCUCAAAGAGAAGAAUUAAUUGAACAAGUGAAGCAGCAAGUAGCCAUUGCCACUGCGCAAGAACUUCUAACGAAAAUAUCCGAGAAAUGCUUCAAGAAAUGCAUAGCCAAGCCAAGCUCUUCUCUUGAUAGCUCUGAACAGAAAUGCAUUGCCAUGUGUAUGGAUCGUUACAUGGAUUCAUGGAAUUUGGUAUCUAAAGCUUACAGCAGCCGGAUCCAAAAGGAAAGCAUGAGAUAAAUAUUAUGUAUGUGUGGUACCCAUUGUAGAAUUCAUUACAUAAAAAAAAAAACUUGAUGCUUUUUAUUUAUUUAACAAGUCCAAAGACUGUUACUUGUAUUGUCACAUAGGGAUUUCUUUUGUGCUACAACAGUGAUGACACUGAGUGACUCCCAAGGUGUACAACAUUUAUCCAAGCUUGAUGAAAGGGUAUAGUUUGUUUUCAGAUUUCACGAAGAAAUCAAGGUAAAU